AUGCGGGAAUUCUUUGCAUAUCAAAUACAGGAUCGCAUUAGUGGUUAUUCUUUGGUUUUAAACGGAAGAAGACUGUUGCAACAAUUUUUGGUUGACGCUUACACUAUGAUUGAAAGCGAAAGGCCAAAUUUCAUACGUGGUAAGCAGAAGAAUCUACGAUCUGAGACAUUUGAAAAUUUACAAAAGUAUAAGCACACAGGUCAAGAAAAUUUAUCGAACACCGGUCAAAAGGUCAUUCUACCUUCUUCCUUUACUGGAGGGGCUCGGUUCAUGCAACAAAACUACCUUGAUGCUAUGGCUUUAUGUAAAUGGUUUGGAUACCCAGAUUUUUUCAUAACCAUUACAUGCAAUCCUAAAUGGCCAGAAAUUUCAAGAUUUCUUAAAGAUACUUCAAUUAAACCAGAAGACAGGCCAGAUAUAUUAUGUCAAUUGUUCAAGAUGAAGUUGGAUUCAAUGAUUAAAGAUCUAAAGGAUAAUCAAUUUUUUGGUGAAAUGAAUGCAGUUUAUCGAAGAAGAGAUUGUGGCCAUACUGUUAUAAAGAAAGGUGUUCAACUUGACAACCGAAGUGUUGUACCGUAUAACAAAAGUCUAUUAAGACGAUACCAAGCUCACAUUAAUGUUGAAUGGUGUAACCAAGCAGGCUCCAUAAAGUAUCUUUUCAAGUACAUUAACAAAGGUCCUGACUGGGCUACUGCCGUUGUGUUUUGCGAAGGAGAUGGUUCUAGCACUCAGAAACAAAAAGAUGAAAUAAAAGAAUACUACGAUUGUAGAUACAUAUCUGCUUGUGAAGCUUCUUGGAGAAUUUUCACAAAUGAAGUGCAUUAUAGAUUUCCUGCUGUAAUGAGGCUUCCUUUUCAUUUACCUGGUCAGCAUAAUGUUGUAUAUGGGGCAGAUGAUGAUAUUGAAGAUGUCUUGAGCAAACCAUCUGUUGCUUCUUCGAUGUUCUUGAAAUGGUUUGAAUUAAAUCAACGUGAUGAGGAAGCAUGUAAAUUGACUUAUGUCGAGUUCCCAUCAAAGUUUGUUUGGAAUGUAAAAGAUAGAUGUUGGCAAAUACGAAAAAGGUAUAAAACUGUUGGUAGAAUUCAUUCCGUUUCAGUUGCUUCUGGUGAACCUUAUUAUUUAAGGAUUCUCCUAAACAAAGUCAGAGGUCCAAAAUCAUUCGAAGAUAUUCGAACAGUUAAUGGAGAGUUAUUCCCCACUUUUAAAGACGCAUGCUAUGCAAUGGGUAUUCUAGAUGAUGACAACGAAUAUGUCGAAGCAAUUAAAGAAGCAAGUUUUGAUGGUCAUUGUCGGUAUUUAAGAGCAUUAUUUGCCACAAUGCUUUUAACAAAUACUAUAUCAAGACCUGAAUUUGUUUGGGAUAAAACUUGGCAUUUAUUAGGAGACGGUAUUUUGUACAGACGUCGAAAAGAGACACGUAUCCCUGAUCUAACGCUUCCUGAAGAUCAACUGAAGAAUCAGAUUUUGUUCGAAAUUGAGAAUUAUUUAAUUUCCAAUGGUUCAUCGCUAAAAGACUCCAUGUGCCACAUUAAGCCAAACGAUGAUGUUGCUGACCUACUAAAAGAGGCAAAGUUGAUUAUAUGGGACGAAGCCCCUAUGGUCCACAAGCAUGCUUUUGAGGCACUAGAUCGAACAAUGAAAGACGUUUUAUCGUCUUCUAUGGGUCACCAUUCUGAACUACCAUUUGGGGGUAAAGUUAUUGUUUUUGGUGGGGACUUUAGACAGAUCCUCCCGGUCAUUCCUAAUGGAAACGUUGGUUCAGAAAAUGAUGGUGAAGCACUUAUAGAGAUACCGGAUGACUUAGCAAUCACCGAUUCGGACGAUCCAAUACAAAGUUUAAUCGACUUUGUUUAUCCUUCGAUUUUAGAAAAUUACAAAAAUUCUGGAUUCUUUUCUGAGAGAGCUAUUUUAGCACCAAAAAAUGAAGUUGUUCAUGAAAUUAAUGAUCGUUUACUUUCGUUAUUUCCGGGUGAAGAAAAAGAGUAUUUGAGCUCUGAUAGUAUCUGUCAAACUGAGCAAGUACUUGAUUCUUUCCAACAAGAUCUGUAUUCUGCUGAUAAUUUGAAUGCUCUCAAAAUAGCCGGUUUACCUAAUCAUAGGUUGGUUCUUAAAGUUGGUGUUCCUGUAAUUCUUCUUCGAAACAUUGAUCAACAAAGGGGUCUAUGUAAUGGAACUAGACUUCAAAUAACCUUUCUCGGUAAACGAGUUAUUGAAGCUGAAGUAAUAUCAGGCGGGAAUAUUGGCACUAGAGUUUAUAUUCCAAGGAUUUCAAUGAUUCCUUCUGACAAGAAGAUACCCUUUCAGUUUCAAAGAAGGCAAUUUCCGUUAUCAGUAUGUUUUGCUAUGACGAUUAACAAAAGUCAAGGGCAGUCUUUAUCCAGAGUUGGGCUAUAUUUAAAGGAUCCAGUUUUUAGUCAUGGCCAGUUGUACGUUGCUUUAUCGAGAGUGAAGACGAGAGAAGGUGUCAAAAUUUUAGCAUUUGAUGCUGAUGGUAAACCUUCGAAGCAGACAUCGAAUGUGGUUUACAAGGAGAUAUUUGGUAACUUGUGA
Molecule: messenger RNA, 2550 nt
Organism: Helianthus annuus (common sunflower)
Lineage: Eukaryota; Viridiplantae; Streptophyta; Magnoliopsida; Asterales; Asteraceae
Exons: 5
Coding region: 1-2550 (849 amino acids)
Biological process (GO): telomere maintenance; DNA repair
Molecular function (GO): DNA helicase activity
Source: RefSeq, a predicted model, not a curated record